Molecule: messenger RNA, 1485 nt
Organism: Melanotaenia boesemani (Boeseman's rainbowfish)
Lineage: Eukaryota; Metazoa; Chordata; Actinopteri; Atheriniformes; Melanotaeniidae
Gene: gghl
Product: gamma-glutamyl hydrolase
Exons: 9
Coding region: 268-1233 (321 amino acids)
Biological process (GO): tetrahydrofolylpolyglutamate metabolic process
Cellular component (GO): vacuole
Molecular function (GO): gamma-glutamyl-peptidase activity
Source: RefSeq, a predicted model, not a curated record
CAUUGCUUCCCACACAUUAGAAGAACAGAAUUUUACCAAAAAGUCCAUGCUGUCAGCAAAAUAUUCAUGUAAACCUCAGCAGUCAACUUGCCCGACCGGCAUGUGCAGUACAGCAGUCAUCACAUGUAAAUCUGGGCAUUCCUCACUUCCCUGUACUGACUUAUAUCCGCUUCUCACACGACAUAUUUAAGUCAAUAGCAGCUGCUUCUAUGUUCUGACAACUUGAGAAGUUUUCUAGGACUGCUUGGCGGAGUUGUUACUGAAAAUAUGAGCAACAAAGGAUUUUCAACACUUGCAUGCUUGCUUUUUGUCUGCUGCUUCUGUUCCUGCAAAGCUAUGCCAACUAGACUCAACCAGGAGUCUGUGAAUGACAGACCUGUUAUCGGUGUUUUAACUCAGCUAGUUUCGGAUAAGGCCAUGAAGCCGUUUGGGAGGACUUACAUACCAGCUUCCUAUGUAAAAUACAUCGAGUCUGGAGGUAGCAGGGUAAUGCCAAUCAGACUGACCCUUACUACUGCAGAGUAUGAAAACAUCUUCAAGAAGAUAAAUGGCCUGGUUUUCAUUGGUGGAGCUGCAGAUUUGAAGACUUCAGACUUUGCCAGGGUUGCGCAGAUUUUUUACAGACUUGCGCUUGCGGCCAAUGAUGCUGGGGACUUCUUCCCCAUCUGGGGCACAUGCAUGGGCAUGCAGCUACUCACCGUACUUGUGGCCGGUGAGAAUCUGCUGACGGACACCUCAGCUGAGAAUGUAGCUUUGCCGCUCAACUUAACUGCAGAGGCCCACUCCAGCAGGAUGUUUCAAGGUUUUCCUGAAGAACUCAUCAAGGCUUUGACACAAGAACCUCUGACUGGCAAUUUUCACCAUUAUGGACUGACAGUAAAGACUUUCCAGGAAAAUGUGAAGCUGGCCAGUUUCUUCUCCCUCUUGUCUACGAAUGAGGCCACAAACGGAGCUCACUUUGUCUCCACCUUAGAAGGUAAAAACUAUCCCUUUUAUGGAGUACAGUGGCACCCAGAGGUGAAUCGUUUUCAGUGGGACACAAAGCUGAACUUCCCUCACUCCCUUCACGCCGUUCAGGUAUCAUCGAAGCUGGCUGAGUUCUUCGUCAAUGAAGGAAGAAAAAGUUUGCAUAAGUUUGAUGAUCCUGAGGAAGAGGACUCUUCUCUGAUAUACUCCUACACGCCUGUCUACGCCGGGAACUUCACAGCAUAUGAGCAGGUCUAUUUCUUCUGAGAUCCCAGAGUAGCUGACUGUAUUUGUGUGUAUGUGUGUCUGUGUCUGUGCAGAACAACAUUUUGCAUGUGAAGUGAGGUAAUUUUAAUCACAGACAAGCCUCUAAACAGAAGGCUGACUCAGCUGCAUGCAUGCUGAUUUAAAGGACAUUGUUCUUAUGCUGAGGAAGUAUAUGCUUGUGAAAAAAAAUUACUUCUAUACGUUGCUUAUGUCAAUCCUAUUUGCAGAAAUAAACUCAUUUUUUUGAGAAUG